AUGGCGGCUCUUCCCGGUGAGUAUUUCAGCGUUGGGAGCCGGGUGUCGAGCGGGACGUGCCAGGAGCAGCGGCUGCAGGGCGAGGUGGUAACCUUUGACUACCAAUCCAAAAUGCUGGCUUUAAAAUGUCCCUCUUCUAGUGGAAAGCCCAACCAUGCAGACAUCUUGCUCAUAAACUUACAGUAUGUUUCAGAAGUGGAAAUAAUUAAUGACCGAACAGAAACCCCUCCUCCCCUAGCUUCACUCAGGGUUAGUAAGCUUGCCAGCGAAGCACGGACAGAGAAGGAGGAGAAGCUGAGCCAGGUCUAUGCAAUUAGUGCUGAUGUCUCUCCAGAGGGCCAGCAGCUCUUCCAGACUAUUCAUAAGACCAUUAAAGACUGUAAAUGGCAAGAAAAAAACAUCGUAGUCAUGGAAGAAGUUGUUAUUACACCCCCAUAUCAAGUGGAAAACUGUAAAGACAAAGAGGGGAGUGCACUGAGCCAUGUACACAAAAUAGUUGAAAAGCAUUUUAGAGACGUGGAAAGCCAAAAGAUACUGCAACGUUCACAAGCCCAGCAACCACAGAAGGAGGCUGCCCUGUCAUCCUGA
Molecule: messenger RNA, 588 nt
Organism: Rhinopithecus roxellana (golden snub-nosed monkey)
Lineage: Eukaryota; Metazoa; Chordata; Mammalia; Primates; Cercopithecidae
Product: protein LSM12 homolog
Exons: 1
Coding region: 1-588 (195 amino acids)
Source: RefSeq, a predicted model, not a curated record